Molecule: messenger RNA, 985 nt
Organism: Acomys russatus (golden spiny mouse)
Lineage: Eukaryota; Metazoa; Chordata; Mammalia; Rodentia; Muridae
Product: vomeronasal type-1 receptor 90-like
Exons: 1
Coding region: 68-985 (305 amino acids)
Biological process (GO): G protein-coupled receptor signaling pathway
Cellular component (GO): membrane
Molecular function (GO): pheromone receptor activity
Source: RefSeq, a predicted model, not a curated record
AUCUAUUUUUUUCAGAUAUAAGACAUAUGUUUCUACUAUACUCUUAAGAUGAACACACUUCUCACUUAUGUCCUUAACGAAGAAUGUCCUUUAUUUCCAAGCUGGGGUUGGAGUUCUAGCCAAUAUGUUUCUCUUUUUCUUCUAUAUUUUCAAAAUCUUAGGUCACAGACCUAAAUCCAGGGACUUGAUCUCCUGUCAACUGACCUUCGUUCACAUAAUGUUGGUCCUUAGUGGAGGGGACAUUUGGCUUACAGACAUGUUUGAGUCACUGAACAUUGAGAAUGACUUCAAAUGUAAGGCAACGUUUUACAUAAACAGGGUGAUGAGAGGCCUCUCCAUUUGCAUCACCUGCCUCCUGAGUGUGUUCCAGGCCGUCACUAUCAGUCCCAGUACCUCUGUGUUAGCAAAAUAUAAACAUAAACUAAAAAAAUACAUCAUCCAUGCUCUCUUAUGUAUUUGGUCUUUCAAUUUGUCAUUCAGUAGUAACCAGAUUUUCUAUGUUGGUGGUUUUACCAAUGUGAGUGAGACCAAACACAUGAAGGUCACUAAAUACUGUUCACUCUUCUCCAUGAACUCCAUCAUCAGAGGAUUGAUUUUAAUACUGACAACCUCCAGAGAUGUAUUUCUUGUAGGAGUCAUGCUGACCACAAGUACAUACAUGGUGAUUCUCUUGUUCAGACAUCAGAAGAAAUGCAAGCAUCUUCAUAGCAACAGCCACCUGAGAGCAUCCCCUGAGAAAAGGGCCACAAAGACCAUCUUGCUGCUGGUGGUUUUCUUUGUGGUCAUGUACUGGGUGGACUUCUUCAUCUCAUCCACCUCAGUCCUGCUAUGGAUGUACGACCCAGUCCUCCUGACUGUUCAGAAGUUUGUGAUGAAUGCCUAUCCCGCAAUUACUCCUUUGGUACAAAUCAGUUCUGAUAGCAGAAUAAUCAAUGUGCUGAAAAAACGUGCAGUCGAAGCACUACCAGAUUUAAAAAAAAAAUAA